AUGGUGAGAGAAGGGAUUGUCUUGGGACACAAAAUUUCUAGUGAGGGAAUUGAAGUAGAUCGGGCCAAGAUUUCUACUAUAGAGAAUUUGCCACCUCCAAUUUCAGUUAAAGGAGUGAGGAGUUUCUUGGGCCAUGCGGGGUUUUAUAGGAGAUUUAUCAAUGAUUUCUCCAAGGUCUCAAAGCCGCUGUCUACCUUGCUAAUGAAUGGGGUUCCUUUUGAUUUUAAUGAAGAGUGUUUGACUGCUUUCAAGACUCUCAACGAGAAGCUAAUUUCAGCGCCUAUAGUGUGUGCACCUAAUUGGGACCUUCCAUUUGAGCUUAUGUGCGACGCUAGUGAUUAUGCGGUUGGAGCAGUUCUUGGGCAGCGAGUGGACAAGGGUACCGAGAAUCUUGUGGCGGAUCAUUUGUCUAGGCUGGAAGUUGAGGAAGAUCAAAUUACCAAGAAAGUGCAAAUCAAUGAUUAUUUUCCCGACGAGCAAUUGUUCGGGGUGAGUAACAAAGCCAAAGCACCAUGGUAUGUAGAUUAUGUUAAUUUCCUAGUGGCAAAAGUUGUGCCUCCUGAUAUGUCUAGAGCACAGUUGAAGAAAUUCUACUUUGAGGGGCAUUUUAGUGCUACCAGGCCAGCAGCAAAGGGGAUUGAUUUCAUGGGCCCCUUUCCAUCAUCCUACAAUAACAAGUAUACACUGCUCGCUGUGGACUAUGUGUCUAAAUGGGUGGGGGCAGCGGCAACUCCUACGAAUGAUGGUAAAGUGUCCAAUGGGCAAGCAGAAAUUUCUAAUCGGGAGGUCAAGAGCAUUCUUGGAAAGACUGUUAAUAGCUCAAGGAAGGAUUGGUCUAAAAAGCUUGAUGACGUUUUAUGGGCUUAUAGAACGGCGUUUAAGACCCCCAUUGGCAUGUCUCCUUAUCGGUUGGUUUUGGUAAGGCUUGCCAUUUACUGGUGGAAUUAG
Messenger RNA from Humulus lupulus (European hop), 948 nucleotides. RefSeq lists its product as uncharacterized. Gene Ontology annotation, molecular function: nucleic acid binding. The transcript is spliced from 5 exons. NCBI's taxonomy places the organism in Eukaryota, Viridiplantae, Streptophyta, Magnoliopsida, Rosales, Cannabaceae. The record is from RefSeq and is a predicted model, not a curated record. Bases 1 to 948 code for a protein of 315 amino acids.